Physeter macrocephalus (sperm whale) is the source of this 1406-nucleotide messenger RNA. It is a transcript of the gene LAX1, whose product is annotated as lymphocyte transmembrane adaptor 1. Bases 316 to 1227 code for a protein of 303 amino acids. Lineage: Eukaryota; Metazoa; Chordata; Mammalia; Artiodactyla; Physeteridae. Gene Ontology annotation, cellular component: plasma membrane. The record is from RefSeq and is a predicted model, not a curated record. Gene Ontology annotation, biological process: lymphocyte activation; antigen receptor-mediated signaling pathway; intracellular signal transduction. The transcript is spliced from 3 exons.
GGUCAUUGUCUCCCUUGGGGUCCUAAGCUGUGGCUCCAUAAGGCUCAGUGCUGAGUGGAGUUCCAUUUUGAAAGUCAUUUUGCCCUGGUAUUCCUGUGCCCUGCUUCUGUCCACUGAGUCCCCUAUGCUUCUAGCUCAAAGGGAAUUGGUCAAGUCUGAAAACGUAUUUUUCAUGAUACACGGUGAGGGUGAGCAAUAUUUUCAGGGACCAUCUCAUCCCCAAGGGGCCCCGCAUUCUGUGCAGCUGGGCCCAGGCAUGACCUCCGUGUCUCUCAUUGCCUUGCAGGGCAAGUUCCUUACUUCCAAGUUACCGUCAUGCCCUUGCUGACUCUGCCUCGACCCAGACAAGGAGCCAAAAAUAUUUAUGACCUCUUGCCCCGAAGACAAGAAGAGCUGGGAAGACAUCCGUCAAGAAAUAUUCGUGUUUUCAGUACCGAGAGCCUCCUCUCCAGACAUUCUGACAGCCCUCCCUCUGAGCAUGUGCCCUCCCAAGCAGGGGAUGCCCUCCAUGUGCACAGAGCCCAUACUCAUGCCAUGGGGUAUGCAGUGGGCAUCUAUGACAAUACCAUGGGGCCCCAGAUGUGUGGAAACCUCACUCCCUCAGCGCACUAUGUCAAUGUCAGAGCUUCAAGAGAUUGCCCAAGCACUUCUUCAGAGGAUUCAAGAGAUUAUGUCAAUAUCCCCACAGCAAAGGAGAUUGCUGAGACUUUAGCUUCUACCAACAGCCCUCCUGGGAACCUCUUCAUCCUCCCAAGUACCAAGGUGCUGGAGUUGACUGAAGAAAUAGAUGAGGGCUGUGGGAACGCCAGUGACUGCACCAGUUUGAGGUCUGCAGGCACUGAGAGCAGUUAUCCACUCAACGAUGGGGAAGGGUCUUCUCAGACCUCAGAUGAUUAUGUCAACAUGGCAAUGGUGGAUCUCGAGACCAUCCAAGGGAAGCAGCCCUGGGGAACUUUUCAGUGCUGUAGAGAUUAUGAAAAUGUACCACCAGAUCCCAGCGGAAACCAGCAGCAGGAGGAGAAGGAAGCGACAUCCUCAAACACCGACCAUGUAGAGGGCAGGACAGAUGGUCCAGAGACCCACAUCCAACCUGUCAUGCAGUCAGGGAGUUUCCUGGCCUUAAAGGAGUAUGUGGCCUAUCAGUCAUCUGCACAGAGUGAGAACAGUCAGAUGAAACAUGGAGAAGAGAUGUCAAAUGAAGACUCUCAUGACUACAAGAAUGUGUGAGCUGCCAAGGUAGGAGGUAGGGACUUUGAGCAGGGGCCUGACACAUGGCUCCUUCCUGAUGAAUUAAGACCCAGCCACCCAGCUGGAAAGCCACAUGGAGUGGUCUAUCCUGCCAGAUCCAUAGCCAUUACAGGGUCUAGUGAAGACCCUUGACCACCCUUGUAUUUCAGUGGAUUCAU